AUGGUAAAUACAGAGGGGGAUAUGCAUAAACAGAUACCCAAAACCUGCAUAUUGCAAACAUGGCAUCAAAAUUACACUUCUGGGAAACCACCUAGUGUGUCUGGAGGACACAGGCUAAAUGAAACUGAAAACAGACGCCACGCUGACUGGAGGGUCCCGGUGGCCCUCAAAUGCCUGCAGGGGCCGCUGCUAGACAGUGAUAGAAACCAUCUUCUAAAAGAAGCAGAGAUAUUACACAAAGCCAGGUUUAGUUACAUUCUGCCAAUUUUGGGAAUUUGCAACGAGCCUGAAUUUCUGGGGUUAGUAACAGAAUACAUGACAAAUGGGUCAUUAAACCAGCUUUUACAUGGGAAAGAUGUAUAUCCUGACAUUCCCUGGUGCCUGAGAUUCCGCAUUCUUUAUGAAAUUGCAUUGGGAGUAAACUAUCUGCACAACUUGAAUCCUCCAUUGCUGCACCAUGACUUGAAAACUCAGAAUAUUUUGCUGGAUAAUGAGUUUCAUGUCAAGAUUGCAGAUUUUGGCAUGUCAAAAUGGCGUGUCAUAUCCAUGUCGCAAUCACGAAGUGAAACCUCUUUGCCAGAAGGAGGGACGAUUAUUUACAUGCCACCUGAAGAUUACAAUCCAAGUCAGAAAACCCGUGCAAGUGUAAAACACGAUAUCUACAGUUAUGCAAUUAUUAUGUGGGAAGUGAUGUCAAGGAAACAGCCAUUUGAAGAAGUUAUAAACCCCUUGCAGAUAAUGUAUAGUGUGUCACAAGGACAGCGACUAGACUUAAGUGAAGAAAGUUUAUCAAUGGACAUUCCUCAUCGAGUGCUCAUCAUAAGAUUGAUAGGAAGUGGAUGGGCACAAAACCCAGAUGAAAGACCAUCGUUCUUAAAAUGCUUAAUAGACCUUGAGCCAGUCCUGCGAACAUUUGAUGAAAUAGCUAUGCUGGAAGCAGUAAUUCUGUUAAAGAGAUCAAAGUCACUAUAUGAAUCACGAUGUAUUUACAAGAGUGGAAAGAAAGCAGAUGUGGAGCAGAUAUCUCUAAAUAUACCUCUGAAUCCCCAAGAGGAAACAUAUUCUGGCUCCAUACAAUGUGAUGCACUUCCUCUUCGGAGCAUCUCUCCAGAUAUAUCAAGACUCAAGUCUGUUCCCAAGUGUAAUAUCCUCUCAUCAGAUGGAAAUUCUGGCGGUCUACACUCUCUCAGCAGUCAGAGCACGGAUGAAAAUAUCUCUGUAACUCAGAGCGCCAAACUUCUUGUGGAUCCAUACAGUUAUUUUCCCUCAUCUGACAAGAGUAUUUCAGAUGCCUCAAAUUCUGCAUCAUGUAUGCUGCGGUCAUCACCAAUUCCUUCAGUCUCAGAUUUUGUUUUGGAAACGGUACAACAGAAUGUAGCUCAUCAAUGGAUCCAAAGUAAAAGAGAAGAAAUUAUUGAUCAGAUGACUGAAGCAUGUUUGAAUCAGUCACUGGAUGCUCUUCUAUCAAGAUUUUUACUCAUGAAAGAAGACUAUGAACUUAUAAGCACCAAACCUACAAGGACAUCAAAAGUCCGACAACUUCUUGAUACCUCGGACAGCCAAGGAGAGGAAUUUGCCAGAAUUAUAAUACAAAAGUUGAAAGAUAACAAACAGCUAGGACUUCAACCUUAUCCAGACAUUGUAUCUCAUUCUCUAAGACUGCAUCUUUAAAUUUAUUCUUUCUGUAUGAAGCCAUGUGAAUAUUUCUUACAACACGAUUCUUGUUUCUAUAUAGUAGUUUUAUAUAUGGACUGCUUUGUCUUUACUGUGCCUUUGUAGAGUCUCAGAAAUGACACUGAGUUCAUCUAGACUGCAUUUGGUGAGUUACAAAUUAAUCAGUUGGAGUGCAGUCAUAAAGCCAAACACUUGACACUUAUUGACUCAAUUCAUGUAAGUAUUU
Aptenodytes forsteri (emperor penguin) is the source of this 1900-nucleotide messenger RNA. RefSeq names its product receptor interacting serine/threonine kinase 2 (gene RIPK2). NCBI's taxonomy places the organism in Eukaryota, Metazoa, Chordata, Aves, Sphenisciformes, Spheniscidae. The record is from RefSeq and is a predicted model, not a curated record. Gene Ontology annotation, biological process: innate immune response; positive regulation of canonical NF-kappaB signal transduction; regulation of apoptotic process. Gene Ontology annotation, molecular function: ATP binding; JUN kinase kinase kinase activity. The transcript is spliced from 12 exons. Bases 1 to 1671 code for a protein of 556 amino acids.